UUACAAGCAAUUGUUACAAGAAAGCAAUCAGUAUGAGUAGUGAACCUCAAGCUAAACGUACCAAAAUGAGUGCAUUAGAUCAACUUAAACAAUUUUCGACUGUUGUGGCUGAUACAGGCGAUUUUGAAGCUAUGAAAGCCUAUAAGCCCACUGAUGCUACCACAAACCCAAGUCUCAUUUUGUCUGCUGCUGGUAUGGAACAAUAUCAGCAUUUGCUUGAUAAAGCUAUUAAAUAUGGCAAGGACUGUGGAGGAUCAAUCGAUGAACAACUAGGUGAAACAUUAGACAUGUUAAGUGUUUUAUUUGGAUGUGAAAUACUUAAAAUUAUUCCUGGAAGAGUAUCAGUUGAGGUUGAUGCCAGGUUGUCCUUUGAUAAGGAUGCUAGCAUGGCCAAAGCGAUCAAGUUAAUUACAAUGUUUGCAGAACAUGGCAUAAAAAAGGAAAGAAUUUUGAUCAAGCUGGCAUCAACUUGGGAAGGAAUUCAGGCUGCCAAAGAGCUUGAGAAAAAACAUGGAAUUCAUUGUAAUUUGACCUUGCUCUUUUCUUUAUACCAAGCAAUUGCCUGUGCCGAGGCUAAUGUGACAUUGAUAUCGCCAUUUGUUGGAAGAAUCUUGGAUUGGUAUGUUGAGCAUACAAAGAACACAUAUGAGGCAAAGGAUGAUCCAGGCGUAGUAUCUGUUACUCGUGUCUUUAAUUACUACAAGAAGUUUGGUUACAAGACUCAAGUAAUGGGUGCUUCUUUCCGUAACACUGGUGAAAUAAGGGAACUGGCUGGUUGUGACUUACUUACAAUUAGUCCUAAACUUUUACAAGAGCUAGCCAAUAGUGAACAACCUCUUAAAAAGGCUCUAGACGCCAAAGUCGCUGCUCAGUGCGACAUUGAAAAGAUAUCUUUGACUGAAUCUCAAUUCCGUUGGCAUCUGAACGAAGAUCAAAUGGCUACCGAUAAACUGUCCGAAGGUAUCAGAAAGUUUGCUGCAGAUACCAGAAAGUUGGAGUCACUCAUUAAGUCAUUGCUGGCAAAGAAGUGAAACGAUGAAACUGAAUAGUCACGUUUACAGUUAACAGCAUAAAAAUUAGAUUAUUGCAAAAAUUUGAGUGACAAAGUACAACUUGUUGUCUUCCAACAUAUUAUUAUGCCGUUAUACAAGUUUAUACAAAAUUUAUUACAAUUUAAGUGAAAUGUGUAUUAUAAGGGUAUUUAAUAUUUUUAUACAUUCCCGGUUUUGUUAUAUACACUUUUUCAGGUGAUGUUAUUUUAAAAUAAAAAAAAUAGUAGAA
Molecule: messenger RNA, 1281 nt
Organism: Vanessa tameamea
Lineage: Eukaryota; Metazoa; Arthropoda; Insecta; Lepidoptera; Nymphalidae
Gene: Taldo
Product: probable transaldolase
Exons: 8
Coding region: 33-1031 (332 amino acids)
Biological process (GO): pentose-phosphate shunt, non-oxidative branch; carbohydrate metabolic process; pentose-phosphate shunt
Cellular component (GO): cytoplasm; intracellular anatomical structure
Molecular function (GO): transaldolase activity
Source: RefSeq, a predicted model, not a curated record